AUGAGAGUGAUCCGGAAAUGGGUGCUAUACAGUGUCCUGAGUGCCCUCUUCCUCAUAACGUUCUAUCACCUAUCCCCUAGCACCCCAGUUGACUCCGACGUUGGACAAUCCUCAUCGCAGGAAGUCCUGACCACUCCGUCGGCCAGCGCUCAUGGUCACAAAUGGGCCAACAAGCCCGUCAAAUACCCUGUCACUUCUCUGGUCUCCUUGCCCACCAGCAAGCCUGUUGCAAUCCCUAAGGUCCAGUUUCCGUUCGAAGCCGAAGAUCCCACAACCAAAGAGAUUCGAGAACGCAGGUUGCAGACAGUCAAGGAAGCCUUCACACAUUCUUGGGAUGGCUACAAGGAGCACGCCUGGUUGAAAGAUGAGGUUGCUCCUGUCACUGGUGGCUCCCGAAACACCUUUGGAGGAUGGGGUGCCAGUCUGGUAGACACCUUGGAUACUCUUUGGAUCAUGGGCAUGAAGGCAGAAUUUGAGGAAGCUGUGGCUGCCGUCCGCAAUAUAGACUUCAGCAUUGCUGAGCAGUUGCCGCUGAAUAUCUUUGAAACAACAAUACGCUAUCUCGGAGGGCUUCUAGGUGCCUACGAUGUAAGCGGAGGCAAAUAUCCUGUGCUCUUGGGCAAGGCCAUCGAGUUGGGGGAGAUGCUCUACACAGCUUUUGACACCCCGAAUAGGAUGCCCAUUACUCGUUGGAGCGGGGACAAGGAAACAUCUCAGGCGGAAGCCCUAGAGAGGACUCUUGUCGCUGAAAUUGGAUCUCUUUCCCUCGAGUUUACACGCCUGUCUCAGCUGUCCGGAGACAUGAAAUAUUUCGACGCCAUUCAACGCAUAACGGACGUCUUCGAUAAGCAGCAGAAUCGCACGAAUCUUCCUGGGAUGUGGCCCGUGUUGGUAAAUGCGCGGACACAAGAAUUCUCUCGAGAUACUUUCUUCACGCUUGGAGGUAUGGCCGACUCUUUGUACGAAUAUCUACCCAAGGAAUACUUGUUGCUUGGUGGUCGCUCCGAUCAAUAUCAGCGAAUGUAUGCAUAUGCACUGCAAACCAUAAAAUCUAACCUCCUAUUCAAGCCAAUGACGACGACCGACAAGGACAUUCUGCUUUCAGGCAAUGUCCGAGCCUACGGGCUAAACACGGUUCACCUUGAGCCACAGAGCCAGCACCUUGCUUGUUUUGCAGGUGGGAUGGUAGCACUUGCAGCAAAGAUGUUCAACCACUCCGAGGACAUCGACGUCGCCCAAAAAAUUGUGGAUGGAUGCAUAUGGGCGUAUGAGAGCAUGGCUACUGGUAUCAUGGCAGAAGUGUUUUACACUGUUCCCUGUCGUGGAAACAGCACAAGGGCGUGUCCUUGGAAUCAUACAAAAUGGGUUAGUGAGGUAGUGCUUCGAAAUUCACACGACGAGCAGGAGCUUGAUCUGGCAACGCCUUACGAUGAGCGUAUCCGUAUGAAAGUGGAAAGGCUCCGCCUACCCGCUGGCUUUUCUGCUAUUGGUGAUCGCCGCUUUCUGCUGAGGCCCGAAGCUAUUGAGUCCAUCUUCGUGCUCUACCGCAUCACAGGUGACGAGGUCCUCCGAGAUGCCGCAUGGGAGAUGUUCGAAAACAUUCAGAGAGUGGCGAGGACAGACAUUGCGUACGCCGCCAUCGAGGACGUUACCAAUACGCAAACCAUGCAAGCAAACAAUAUGGAGUCUUUUUGGAUGGCUGAGACUUUGAAAUACUUCUAUCUGCUAUAUAUAACCACCCUGGCAACCUGCCAGCUCAACCAGUGGGCCUUGGAUUUUGAGGGUAACCUGGAAAGAAUUCUCUUGAGCAUCAAGAAGGCAAAGGAAGCCAAGGCUACCUUGCGUGUGGGCCCGGAAUUAGAAAUCACCGGCUAUGGCUGUCUUGAUCACUUUCUGGAGGCAGACACCUUCUUACAUUCAUGGGAGAUGAUUGCGCGAAUACUGAAGAAUCCGGGCUGUCGAGAUAUCAUCUUGGAUAUAGGCAGAGAGAUGCGCUACUUCACUCCAUGGUCUCGUGAAGGACACGUUGAGGAAUACUACCUUCCACGCAUCAUUCAAGACAUUGUGGGCAAGGUCAAGGUUCCAAUUGGCGAUGCUGUCAUCUCAACAAGAGACACUUGUCUCGGAUGCGAGAGCUGCGAAGAACUCUUUACGCCCAGCGCUCCGCAUUCCGCAAUGAGCCUCAACGGUGUCGAGAUUUUCACGAACUCUAGCGGCAGCCACCAUGAACUGAGGAAGCUCAACACUCGCUAUGAUCUGAUCCUAGAGGCAACGCGCAAAGCUGGGGGAAUCUACCUGUAUGCAAACCAACAGGGUUGCGAUGGCGAUCGACUGUACUACGAUGGUUCUGCUAUGAUUGUCAUCAAUGGCAUUAUAGUCGCACAAGGUUCGCAAUUCAGCUUGAACGAUGUGGAAGUCAUCACGGCAACACUCGACCUGGAGGACGUCAGAAGUUUCCGCUGCGCGCCAUCAAGAGGGCUUCAGGCGUUGCAGGCACGCUCGUACCAACGUAUCGAGGUCGACUUCGGCCUUUCGGCAGAGGGCAGUGUCCUAGACACAAAGAUAAAGCCGUCAGAAGCACGAGCGCCAUCCUUUCAUGCACCGGAAGCAGAAAUCGCAUAUGGACCCGCAUGUUGGUUAUGGGAUUAUCUUCGACGCAGUCGCCAAGCUGGGUUCUUCGUCCCUCUCUCUGGUGGGAUAGAUAGUUGUGCCACUGCGGUCAUCGUAUACUCGAUGUGCAGACUGGUCGUUGAGGCCUGCAAAGCUGGUGACGAGCAAGUCAUCAAAGACGUCAGGGCUGUCUGCGCCGAGGAGACUUACUCUCCAGAAAACCCUCAGGACUUGUGCAACCGGAUUUUCCAUACCUGUUUCAUGGGUAGCACGAACUCAUCUGGAGAAACUCGAAGUAGAGCUCGGAACCUUUCAAAAGCCAUCGGAGCUUACCACACCGAUCUCAAUAUCGAUUCAGUCGUAAGCGCUAUGACGAAGCUCUUCACAGCCGUGACGAAUUUCGUGCCUAGGUUUCGGGUUCACGGCGGUGACAAUGCUUCGAACCUGGCUCUCCAGAAGUCAGUACCUCCCAACUGCCAAUCAUUACUUGACAAAACCCUCGCUCACCUAAUCACCAGCAUCCAAGCCCGACUUCGCAUGGUAAUCGCCUACCUAUUCGCCCAACUCCUCCCAACCGUACGCAACCGACCAUCCGGCGGCUCGCUCCUCGUGCUCGGCUCCGCCAACGUCGACGAACUCCUCCGAGGCUACCUCACCAAAUACGACUGCUCGAGCGCCGACAUCAACCCGAUCGGCGGGAUUUCCAAGACAGACCUAAAAGCCUUCAUCAGGUGGGCAGCCACGAACUUCAACCUUCCCAUCCUCGAUGACUUCAUCAGUGCGACACCGACUGCUGAGCUGGAACCCAUCACGGGAGACUAUGUGCAGUCCGACGAAGUGGAUAUGGGGAUGACGUAUGAUGAGCUCUGUGUGUUCGGGCGGUUGAGGAAAGUUCAGAAAUUGGGACCCUGGGGGAUGUGGGAGCGGCUGGUGCAUGAGUGGAGGGACAAAAUGGGCCCAAGGGAGGUGUAUGAGAAGGUUCGGCGGUUCUUUUGGUAUUAUGCUAUCAACCGUCAUAAGGCUACUGUGAUGACGCCGUCUUAUCAUGCAGAGCAGUACAGUCCCGAUGAUAACAGGUAUGACCUGCGACCAUUUCUGUAUCCGAUCUUCUCUGUAGCAUACAACAAGAUCGAGAACGCACUGAGCAGAUAUGAGAAUCCCAAAGGCCCAGAUAGUGUUGCUGGCAAGGAAGAGGGGAUCCAGGAUCUCGGUGGUGAAGCGAGGCAGGAGCAGUAA
Molecule: messenger RNA, 3846 nt
Organism: Endocarpon pusillum Z07020
Lineage: Eukaryota; Fungi; Ascomycota; Eurotiomycetes; Verrucariales; Verrucariaceae
Exons: 12
Coding region: 1-3846 (1281 amino acids)
Biological process (GO): carbohydrate metabolic process; NAD+ biosynthetic process
Cellular component (GO): cytoplasm; membrane
Molecular function (GO): NAD+ synthase (glutamine-hydrolyzing) activity; mannosyl-oligosaccharide 1,2-alpha-mannosidase activity; ATP binding
Source: RefSeq, a predicted model, not a curated record